UGCAGCAACACUAUGUCUGAUCCUUUAGGUCCUGGAGACACUGGCCAGGGCUACAUCGCUGGUUAUCCACCUCAUCCAGAUCAAGGUCAGAUUCACUAUCCUUAUCCACCAGAGUCGAGCGGACAACCUGCUGUUCCUCCCAACCCUGGCUUUUAUCCUGAGUAUCAAAACCCUGUCUACCCUCCUGCCUUUGGACCUGGACUUCCCCCUGCUCAGCCGCCCCAGUGGAAUGCCCCUCCAACCCACUACAACCCAUCUGCACCUGUGUCUCAACCGUCUGAUAGGACCAGCAUUUCUAUGGAUAUCCUUAACUCCAGUGACUCUGGUGUCAAGUUUGACGUGAACAAAGGAAAGUCUUCUGGCAGCAACUUCCUGUAGUUACUCCAAAUUCCUGAAUUAUCCCUGCACGUGAUGUAGAAACAAACACUUGUUUGUUAGAUUCAUACAAAA
Molecule: messenger RNA, 450 nt
Organism: Sinocyclocheilus grahami
Lineage: Eukaryota; Metazoa; Chordata; Actinopteri; Cypriniformes; Cyprinidae
Product: pollen-specific leucine-rich repeat extensin-like protein 1
Exons: 4
Coding region: 13-378 (121 amino acids)
Source: RefSeq, a predicted model, not a curated record